Messenger RNA from Carassius auratus (goldfish), 1948 nucleotides. RefSeq names its product interleukin-17C. The coding region runs from base 1028 to 1507 and encodes 159 amino acids. The transcript is spliced from 3 exons. Gene Ontology annotation, molecular function: cytokine activity. Gene Ontology annotation, cellular component: extracellular region. The record is from RefSeq and is a predicted model, not a curated record. Lineage: Eukaryota; Metazoa; Chordata; Actinopteri; Cypriniformes; Cyprinidae.
CAUAUUGCAAAAAUAUAUACAACAUCCUGAUUGUUACAAUUUCUGUCAGCAUGUGACUGAAAUAAUUCACCAUGUGUGAUUCAUAGCCAAAAUAAUCACUUUCACAUUCUUUUUACAAUGUAUAGAAUUUAUGCAUGAAGCUUAGGGGACUCCUGGGGAGAUGUUUUUCAGAUUGGCUGAUCUGAUGAUGUUGGGAAAUUCGCUUGGUCCUGUCCCGUGAUGGCAACCCCACAGGCAGCCAAAACUGUUAUCAAAGCUCAUUUUAGUUAAUGAAUGACCUGUUAUUGAGGUCUUUGUCAUGUCCAAAACAUCCAGGGGGCUCCCACAAUUUACCUCCACAUUCACUCUUUCAGGGAUUUGAAAAGGUCACAAAAAUGCUCAGAAAAAGGGAAAUUUUGUCCAUCUGAAGCAGAAUAUUGGUGAUACCUCUUCAUGCUGAGUAAUGUUGUUAGGUUCAGUCUGAGUGAAAUGCAGGGUAAGUUUGGUAAAUGUUUUGUGUGAGUAAGGCAUCUGGGGUUGGCUUGCAACACUUCUCUUUAAUAUUAAUGGAGCUUUCAUCUCCCCUUUCCUAUCAAAGAAAAAAAAUUACUUUGUUUAAUGAAUGAAACAUUUUGCUGAGGAUCGGGAAAAAAAUGUAAUGCUGAUGAUAUGUGAGGAUACACUUCCACUUUCCCAUUCAGAUGCAAUCUGUUUAAAAUAUAAACGGCGAAGAAUUUCAUUCGAGUUAACUGAAUGAUUUACAGACUGAUUAAUAAUGAAAAAAAGGCUGUUUUUGGCUUUUCUUUUUCCCCCAGGUAGCCUACAGUAUAAUGCGCUUGUGUAUAACGCUUCAUAUGAAAGAGGAAGCACGGAAGUAAAUAUUUAUUACUAUUUCCUCAUAGACUCGGAUUUUCCCAGAUGAUGGAUACGACAGGUAUAAAUUCGUAAGCACUUCAGGAAAGCUUUAACAGUCAGGCCCAACGCACCCUGAACACUGAACUUGAGCAUCUCUGCGGGUCACCCAAGUUUUGAAAAUAAAGCUCGAAUUAUGUGGUCUCCGCUGUUUUUUGGAAUAGUUUUCUUCUUGGUGUCGGAGAACAUCGUGAAAGGAACGAAUUUGGGAUGUUUCAGUGAAUGUGAACAUGGGUUCAAGAAGAUUCACAAGCUGCUUCAGUCUCGGCAUCAUCACAAGCACGCGCGUCUGCCGCCCGUCCAUCAUAAGGCGGACUCCUGUGGAGAUUUCGUUCGGUCUUCAUCGGCACUCAAUGAUCGCUCACUGUCCCCCUGGCGGUUAAGAAUUGUGGAAAAUGCAGACAUGUACCCCUCAAAAUACGAGGAAGCAGAGUGUUUGUGUGAAGGAUGCAUCAUUAACGGGGUUGAAAAUAUGACCUACAACUCUGUGCCUGUGAACCAAACUCAUUUAUUCCUGAAGAAGGUUCCUUGCCCGUCUGACCCCAAAAAAUACUCCUUAGAGUAUAAACUUGUGUCAGUGACUGUAGCCUGUACCUGUGCAGUUCCUAAGCAGUAAGAGAGGAUGAUAUAGACCACAACUGUAGAGACUUGUCUCAUGUACCAUGUUGUGUUUGUUUUAAAAUGCAAUUUUUGAUAAGGUACUUACAUUGUUUGAUAUGCUUAUAUGUAUAAGCUGAAAAGUUGCAUGUUUCACAUGGUUUAUUUUUUAAGCAAACCAACAUAAUCUUUCUUGAAAGGUUAUUGGUAUUACUGUAAAACACUACUUUAUUUGGGCUUUAUUUAUUUAUAUGAUAAUAACUUAUUUACUAUUUAUUUAACUUUUAUGUACAUUAUGCUAAUAUGUACAUUUUUAUCUUGCGCCUAUCUGUCAUUUUGUGGAAUCAGGCCUGAAAUUCAGCUCUGUCAGUGACAGGAAUUGUUAGUUUAAUUUUGUCUCAGUGAUGAUAAAAUGUUUUAAAAUGUUUGUUUUGUUUCUCUCUCAACUUUGCAUUUUGUC